CAGCAUGUGCUGUGUCUUUCUCUCAAAGCCCCACCACUCUCCUCUUUCGAGCACAUAAAUUCGUUACCUUCACAUUCUUGCUCUUCUCAACCUCUCUCUCUUUCUCAGAUCCUGAUCAUAUACCACUUUGCUUGGAUCUGUAACACUGCAACGUCACUCAUCAAACCUUACUCAUAUUAAUUUUCGCCAUCCUCUUCUCUUUGUUACAAGAAUUUCAUCAAGAAUGCGAAAUAUCAACUCGGUGAAGGAAGAAUUUCUGAAGAAAUGGAUAUGGGGUCUGAGAAAAUAUAGCUCUCAGAAGAAGAACAUGAGUCUGAUGGAGAGAAAGAAAGCCAUAAAGCUGUCAGCAGAUUUAGCUAUGGCUUCCACCAGAAACAAAACCACUCGCUGGAGCAGGGCCCUUAUUGCCAAUGCUUCAAGAGAUGGCAACAACAACAAAGUCCUCGCAGAACACGUGACAUCAUCACCACAGAGGCCGGUAGCAGGGAAAAGCUUCACAGCAAGGAUCAGAAGCUGCAGAAACAUGUUGAGAAGAAACCGUGCAGUGCACAGCAGAGCAAAGGAUAGGGUGGUGGCGAGUUCCGUUGCGAAGAGGCUGGUUCAGAAGAGAACGCGAAGGCUCAAGAGUCUCUUACCAGGAGGAGAAUCCAUGGACGGUGUGUCUUUGGUUGAAGAAACCCUAGAUUAUAUACAAUCACUGCGAGCUCAAGUUGAAGUAAUGAGAAGUCUUGUCACUGCCUCAGAGAUCAAGAUCCUAAAUCCAUCGGGUGGAGAAAAACAGGCGCUCCCAUAUAUACGUUAAGGCAUUGUACAGAGGUAAACAUAUAUAUUUGUAAGUCAAUCAAAUUAAGGUUUCAUUUUCAUCAUAUGCUCUCCUCGAUUGAUCGGAAGUUAUAGUAUUUAGUUUCACAUAGGAUGUAUAUUUGCGUGUUUAUCUUUGAUUCGUCCACUUUUCUUUUUCUUUUAUCACCGUAGAUUACAUGUGUCAAACAUUAAGUGUAUCAUUAAACCUGUGAGAGGAAAUUGACAAUACAUGAUGUCAAAUGUUUUACAAUAAACAGCAAAUUAAACAAGUUUGCUAAUUAUCUA
Molecule: messenger RNA, 1089 nt
Organism: Glycine soja
Lineage: Eukaryota; Viridiplantae; Streptophyta; Magnoliopsida; Fabales; Fabaceae
Product: transcription factor IBH1-like 1
Exons: 3
Coding region: 224-802 (192 amino acids)
Biological process (GO): regulation of DNA-templated transcription
Source: RefSeq, a predicted model, not a curated record